Molecule: messenger RNA, 2010 nt
Organism: Naegleria fowleri
Lineage: Eukaryota; Heterolobosea; Eutetramitea; Acrasida; Naegleriidae
Exons: 1
Coding region: 1-2010 (669 amino acids)
Biological process (GO): maturation of LSU-rRNA from tricistronic rRNA transcript (SSU-rRNA, 5.8S rRNA, LSU-rRNA)
Cellular component (GO): nucleolus
Molecular function (GO): nucleic acid binding; ATP binding
Source: RefSeq, a predicted model, not a curated record
AUGUCUUCAUCACAAAGCAAGCAACAACUCUUGAAAAAGUUGAAAGCAAAAGCUUUGACCCGAGCAGCUGAGGAGAGUGAAGAACAGGAUGAUCAUCGCCAUCUUGAGGAGCAAGAUGGUACAACCUUAUCAAAAACUCAACAAUUAUCGAAUAGAAACAACAACAAUAACCCAACCUCUUCUUCGGAAUUGAAACAAGCAAAUUCAUCAUCAUCGGCCAAGAAGAGAAAAUUAGAAGAACAGAAACAACAGAAAAAGAAGAACAAGGAUGAGGAAAAACAACAACCUCAACAGAAUAACGAAAGAACCGACUCGGAAUCUUCUUCAGCCACCACUAGUACUACCUCCACAACCACCACACAAGAAGAUUUCUAUUCCGAGUAUGGAUAUUCGCUUAAAGACACUUCUCCUCAACCACAGCAAACACAAGAUGGCCAAUCAGUAGCCACUUCUUCUUUCCUAACGAAUAUUUCCAUUUCCAAACUCAAACUUUGUGAGCCUUUGCAACAAGCCUUUGAUCAUGGAGAAGAAUCGGGAUUGAAUUUUCAACACCUAACACCCAUUCAGGCUCGUGCCAUUCCCAUUGCUUUGGCUGGAAAGGAUGUAUUGGCACAAGCAAAAACUGGAAGUGGAAAGACUUUGGCAUUCCUUUUACCUUGUUUGGAGUUGUUAUAUCGAUCUGAAUUUAAACCUAGAAAUGGAACGGGAGUAAUUGUAUUGAGUCCAACGAGAGAAUUGGCCAUACAGACCUAUGCGGUUUGUAAGUCCUUAAUGACCUUUAUGAAACAAACUCAUGCCUUGUUGAUUGGUGGACAAUCGAAACAUCAAGAGGCAGAAAAGUUGGUGAAGGGAGCAAAUAUUGUCAUUGCAACUCCUGGACGAUUGUUGGAUCACUUGUUGCAUACAAAGGGGUUCCUAGUUACGAAUUUGAUUACAUUGGUGUUGGAUGAAGCAGACCGAAUGUUGGAUGAUGGAUUUGAGGAAGAAUUGAAAGCAAUUGUCAAGUUAUUACCAUCUAAGGGAAGACAAACCUUGUUGUUUAGUGCUACACAAACGACAAAGGUUGCUGACAUUGCUCGAGUGAGUAUUAAGAGAGAUCCUGUUUUUGUUGGAAUUGAGGAUUUGAAUACAAGUACUAGCGUAACAAGCACUGAAGAAGGAGUGGACAAGGAAGAAUAUUCAACAGCACAAAAUUUAGAACAGGGUUAUGUCGUGGUUCCAGCAGCUGAAAAGUUUGUCUUGUUGUAUUCAUUUCUCAAAAAGACAUUGGCCACAACCACUGCCGGAAAGAAGGGAAAGAAAAUUAUUGUCUUUAUGAGUAGUUGUGCAGCUGUGAAAUACUUUUCAGAACUUUUGAACUAUAUCAAUGUAACUGUGACAGCUCUUCAUGGGAAAAUGAAGCAAAAUAAGCGAACACAGGCCUUUUUCAAUUUUUGCAAUGCAGAGAGUGGAAUUUUAUUGAGCACUGAUGUUGCAGCGAGAGGAUUGGACAUUCCAAAAGUCGACUGGAUUGUCCAAUACGAUCCACCCGAAGCUCCAAAGGAAUAUAUUCAUCGCGUGGGCCGUACGGCAAGAGCUGGCAAUGUAGGCCGUGCUCUCUUGCUGUUGUUGCCUUCAGAAACUGGAUUCUUAAAGUACUUGAGUGAGGCACAUAUUCCACUCAAUGAAUUAGAUUUCCCUCGAUCUAAAAUGUCAAAUAUUCAAGAUCAACUCGAAAAGAUUGUUUCCUCCAAUUAUUAUUUAUUCAAGAAUGCAGAAGAAGCAUUUAAGGGUUUCAUCAAGGCAUAUGCCUCUCAUCCAUUGAAGGAUAUUUUCUCAUUCCAAUUGUUGGAUGUGGCUGGUGUGACCAAGUCCUUUGGACUCAAGAACACUCCUUAUGUGGAUUUGAAACAGUUGGAGGUUGGAGCUGCCUCAGCAAUUGAACAAAAGAAGAAAUCAGAGACGAAAUGGAUUAAGAGUGCUGUUCAUCAAAAGAAGAAGGAAGAUAAGAAGAGAAAACUCGAAGAAUAA